Messenger RNA from Sceloporus undulatus (fence lizard), 2685 nucleotides. RefSeq names its product proline dehydrogenase 2 (gene PRODH2). Gene Ontology annotation, cellular component: mitochondrion. Gene Ontology annotation, molecular function: proline dehydrogenase activity; FAD binding. The transcript is spliced from 10 exons. The record is from RefSeq and is a predicted model, not a curated record. Bases 248 to 1663 code for a protein of 471 amino acids. Lineage: Eukaryota; Metazoa; Chordata; Lepidosauria; Squamata; Phrynosomatidae.
GAUGGAAGAGCCUGGAGUCCCAUUGUUAAUAAGUGACUUGUUCUCAGAAGUUUUUCUGCUAUACCAAGCUCGUUACUCCCUCACCAGCCCCCAAAUCCACUGAAGCAGCACCUUCUUGGGAUGUGUUGUACUCACCCCCUCACUCUCCCUAUGUUUCCUGGAUGCCACCACACCAAACACUGCGAUAGGCACCAGAUGUGGCAUUCUCAGAAGCGGCAUGGUGUGACAUUCAUUCAGAGUGGGCAGCAUGCUGACACGGGGGCCUCACUUGUUGCAUCGUGGGGUAAUAGCCCUCUGGGGCCCAAGAUCUACUGCCUGGAAAUCAACUCUUCCCAGGACAGCCCCCCAAGCUGUUACAAAGGCACCCAUGCCUCUACAUCUUUCGUUAAAUUUGGAUGAUGGGAAAGUUUUCCGCCUCAAGAGCAACUGGGAGCUUAGCCGUGGACUGCUGGUGUUCCUGCUCUGCUCCUCUCCAAGGCUGGUUCAAAGAGCACCCAUGCUUCUUUCUGUCUGCCGACGGGUUCUGGGCUACCGACUAUGGAGCUCAGUGCUCCGUUUUACACUGUAUGGACAGUUUGUGGCUGGAGAAACUCAUGAAGAGAUCAAGGAAACAUUGCAACGGCUCCAAGGUUUGGGGGUCCGCCCUCUUCUCGCAGUCCCUAUAGAGGAAGAUGUGGGGCAGGCAAGGGAAGGGGAAGAAUGGUAUGAGAAGAAUACCCAUGCCAUGCUUACCUGCCUGGAUCUGUCAGUGGAGGGUGCCACCAAUCCUAUGAUGCAGCUGAAGGUGACCGCACUGAUGGCAGCUGAGCUCUGUAAAACAAUUACAUUGCAUCUGCAAGAACAAGAUGGGAAGUUGGAUCUGAGCUUAGAAAGAGUGGUGGCUACCAUGAAAGGAGAAGAUGUGAACUUUGGCUGCCUGACCCCAGAAGAGAACCAGCAUUUCCUUAAAUCUUUGCGUCGUCUCAAUUCUGUGGCACAGUAUGCUGUCAAAAAAGGAGUCCGUGUUCUGGUGGAUGCAGAAUAUACCUAUGCUAACCCUGCCCUGACACUUGUCACUAUGGCAAUGAUGGCUACCUGGAACACACAACAUCCGUGGAUCUGGAACACAUAUCAGGCAUACCUCAAGGACACACUGGAGCGAUUGAAUCGAGAUGUGGCCCUCACUAAAUGUUUGGGGGUCUGUUUUGGAGUGAAGCUGGUGCGAGGUGCAUAUCUGGAGAAGGAGCGAAAGCUGGCAAAGGAAAAGGGGUACCCUGAUCCUGUUCAACCCAACUGGGAUGCUACCAAUGAUAGUUAUCAACGCUGUUUGGAUUUCAGUUUGGAUCAAGUGUCUAAAGCCAGGGGGAGCUUUGAGCUGAUAGUGGCCACACAUAAUGAAACCUCAGUGAUGCAUGCUGUGCAGAGGAUGGAAGAGAUGGGUAUCGACAAGGCUACUGGACCUGUCAGCUUUGGGCAGCUGCUGGGCAUGUGUGACCAGGUGUCCUUGGCAUUAGGUCAGGCAGGUUAUGCCAUCUACAAAUCCAUCCCUUAUGGAACGGUGGAAGAGGUGAUCCCCUACCUGAUCCGCCGUGCCCAUGAGAACCAGAGUGUCCUGCAAGGGAUCAGGAAGGAACGCAAUCUGUUGCACUUGGAGCUACGCAGACGGAUCCUGAGGAGGUCUUGAGGAAAUCUAAAAAUUCCCAAAGUAUAAUCCCACCUCCUUGCCUCUAUCCCUUCUUGGACACAUACAACUAGGACCUCCCCCCCCCCUCCAAUAUAAAAUCUCCUUUCUCUGGUGUCACAUCCAAUAUGAUCUUCCAAAAGUUCAUCCUUUGGGCUUGCCAGAUCUCCAUGAUGCCAAAACCAGAGACUCCUGUGGCUGAGCAAUGUUGUGAGUCUGUGAACUAAUACACACAUGUACUUGCACAGAGACAGAAAAGCUAGGCAGGGUCCAGGUAUUGGCAUAGAGAUAAAGAAGCAAAGCUUAAAAUGUGAAGAUCCAGGAAACUGUAGGGAGAGGACCGAGGAUGUCUUUUUUCCUCAGGAUGUUUGGGGUGAGCGAUGAAUUUGAGCUGGGAAGGGAAAUCUGUGGGUGUCUAGAAUUGCAGAUCAACUAAAUCAGUGCUACUCAAAAUGGUGGUCCUUAGACCAUUGCUGAUCCCUGAACUAAUGGCUGCCAGUCCCUGGCAAGUCGAAGAAAGACAAAAACUUCUGUGUGCAAUGGGUACAAAUAUAGUGCUUGUCCUUGGCACAGGGGGAGAGGGGGAUCAUUGCUAGUCCCCUACAUCAGCUAGCCAAAGAAACACUGUCCUAAAUGGCUUUGUUUCAACUUGACCAUUAGGCAAAAUGAGGCAACCACCUUAAGUGACAAAUCCUGGGGAAUGGCAGUGGUUCCUUUACCGUUCUUCAUGCUCUUCCCUGCCAUUUCCUUCUCAUGAAGAGCAGAGUUAUGAAGCCUGUUUUCAUUCCCUAACUUGGUCUGCUGCCUUUUGGUGUGGUGGAGAGUUCACCCCAUUGCCAUCAUUGAAUUUAGAUUCACCUAGCAUUCUAGGUGAAGACUCCCCUUAAUCACCACAACCAGCAAAAUUUCUUGGGUGAGACAUGAGUCUAAGGAGUUUAUCCCAUGAAUAUCCUGGAAAAAUUCAAUAAUUACACGUAAUGAUUUCACACGACGUCGCACAAAACCCACCAUUAAAGAGGUCACAA